Molecule: messenger RNA, 1596 nt
Organism: Nematostella vectensis (starlet sea anemone)
Lineage: Eukaryota; Metazoa; Cnidaria; Anthozoa; Actiniaria; Edwardsiidae
Product: EGF-like repeat and discoidin I-like domain-containing protein 3
Exons: 5
Coding region: 12-971 (319 amino acids)
Source: RefSeq, a predicted model, not a curated record
GUUUGGUAGAGAUGUCUUUUCUACAACUUCUCCGUUUUAAUUUUUAUGUUUUUUGUUUCUUCGCUUUCCUGCCUUUCAUAAUAGGGGGGACAACUUCAGGGAAGCAAUCAAACUCCGAAUCUAACUUUUCUUUCGGUAACUUCUUUAAGAACAGUUUUUCGUAUCUGGAAGGGCCGAUCAUCUCUCGUACUUUAGAAGGCGAUGCUAUCUCGUGCUGUAUGAGGUGUCUCGACAUCUUGAAGUGUUUGUCUGUAAACUUUGCGGCCAUUGCUGACUCGAGCUUGAAGUUUUGGUGCGAGUUACUGUCGGUCGAUAAGUACAGCUGCCCAGACGAGAAGUACCAGCCCAACUCCACCUCACAUCAUUACGAAAUGAAGAGCGCGUGUGAGGACAAACCGUGUAAGAAUGGAACAUGUCACACCAACAAGCUCGACAAUACCUACACGUGUGUCUGUGAUAACGGAGUUAUCGGAAAGAAUUGCGAGAAAGAUUUAAAGAAUGCUCCAGCUCUUGGGAUGGAAGAUGGCAGAAUCAAAGACGAUCAAAUCAAACAGAGCUCUUUCUUCGACAAUAUGUCUAUGGGAAAGCACGCACGCUUGCACCUAGUCGAGAGCCAACCAGCCACCAGAGGAGCCUGGGUAUCAAAUUAUGGACCUUUUGGCCAAUGGAUACAGAUUGACUUCCAGCGACUUGUGAUAGUCACCAAAGUGCAAACACAGGGAAGAUACAGACACGAUCAAUGGAUCACAAGCUUUACCAUCAGCUACAGUCUUGACGGAACUAACUGGUCAGUGUACCAGGAGGGAGGUGUUGACAAGGUAUUCCAAGUUGUGGGUGUAACCAGUCGUCACCAGGUGGUAGAUACUGUCCUCCCUCAACCAAUCAAGACAAAACUCUUGAAGAUCACCACGGUCACUUGCAACAACUACUGUGCACUCAGGAUGGAAGUCUAUGGUUAUGACGCGGACUAAUGUGUUUCGUCCAGACAUUAUUAAGAUGCUGAUGAUGGACAUAAAUACAACGUACACUUCACAAGAAAGCGCUUUGUUAUGCUAUAUAGAGGAUUUACAGUUUUGGCUACACAGGGAUCAGAGAAUACAUAAAUCGAUAGAAUGGCUUAUGUUAUAGUCCGUUUUCACGAUGUUGCGCGCGCGUCCAAAAUGUCACAGACUGGCGGGCCAUAGCUGAUCCAAAAUAACGCGGACAAAGGGGGAAUUUGACUCUAGCGCCAAAAAUCUGCAAAAGAAGAACUCUGGCAGCUUUUUCAAUAGCUUCGUCUGUUAACUCCACUUUGUACUACAUUUAAGAUCAGCUGUGGCCCGAUGUUCUGUGGCAUUUUGGAUGCGCGCGCAACAUCUUGAAAACGGUCUAUUGGGAGAAUGCACAGAUUUAUUAAAGUAAAUGCUAGAAAGAGUUCACUAGAAAGAUCUGAUAUUAUUAUUGUUAAUAUUAGUCGCUGGACAAGCUUAAUGUUUUAAAAAGACUUAUUUACAGUUCUAUAUCAGACAGACAGACAGACAGACAGACAGACAGACAGACAGACAGACAGACAGACAGACAGACAGACAGACAGACAGACAGACAGACAGACAGACA